Molecule: messenger RNA, 1623 nt
Organism: Melospiza melodia melodia
Lineage: Eukaryota; Metazoa; Chordata; Aves; Passeriformes; Passerellidae
Gene: CIBAR1
Product: CBY1 interacting BAR domain containing 1
Exons: 9
Coding region: 16-900 (294 amino acids)
Biological process (GO): cilium assembly
Cellular component (GO): ciliary transition zone; ciliary basal body
Source: RefSeq, a predicted model, not a curated record
CUGCCUCCCUGCGAGAUGGGGCCGCUGCUGCCUUCCUCCGGGGACAAUCAGACUAGACAAAUGCAAGAUGCUGUUUCAAAUGUGGAAAAACAUUUUGGUGAAUUGUGCCAAAUAUUUGCUGGAUAUGUACGUAAAACUGCCAGACUACGAGACAAAGCAGAUCUUCUAGUAAAUGAAAUCUAUGCAUAUGCAGCUACAGAGACACCGAACUUAAAAGUUGGACUGAAAAACUUUGCAGAUGAAUUCUCCAGACUUCAAGAUUAUCGCCAGGCAGAGGUUGACAGGCUGGAAGCCAAGGUUGUUGAACCUCUGAAAUGUUAUGGGACCAUAGUGAAACUUAAAAGGGAUGAUCUUAGAGCAACUUUAACAGCAAAGAGCCGAGAAGCCAAGCAAUUAUCUCAACUGGAAAAGACACGUCAGCGGAAUCCAUCAGAUCUACACGUUAUUGCUGAAAAUGAACUGCAGAGAGCAACAAUGGAUGCUACUCGAACAACUCGGCACUUAGAGGAAACCAUUGAUAAUUUUGAGAAACAGAAGAUAAGGGACAUCAAAAACAUAUUUUCUGAAUUUAUAACUAUUGAAAUGUUGUUCCAUGGGAAAGCUUUAGAGAUAUACACUGCUGCCUAUCAAAAUAUCCAAAAUAUUGAUGAAAAUGAAGAUUUGGAGGUUUUUCGGAGCUCACUCUAUCCACCAGACUAUCAGUCUCGCUUAGACAUAGUUCGUGCAAAUUCCAAGUCCCCCUUGCAAAGAACUGGCUCCUCAAAAUCUUCACUGAGAACAGCACAGAUUUCCCACAGAAUGCUAAGAAAAGAUGAAGAAGAGGACGAGGAGGAAGAUGAAGAUGAUGAAGAGGACGAUGAGGAGGAUGAAUUUGAUGCUACUAAGGAAGUACUGAAGUGAGUGAGAAAAAAGCCUAACUGAUGGAUACAGCCUCUGCAAGCUCUGUCAACUAUCCAUCCUUUGCUAUGUUGACAAAUACCAGUUCACUCUUUCCAGACGAAGCAGCCAGCAUCAUUCUCCAUUCUCACCAAGACCCAGAUCUGCUGAGCAUAAUAACAGAGAUCAUUAACUAUACAAGUUUUAAAUAUAAGACACACAUUUAAAUGGCAAUUUCUUUUUUAUUUUAAAAAAAUUGCAAAGCCAGCUAAUGAGAACAGCAAGCUCUUAAACAGGAAUGCCUGCAAACAUAUGAAACCGAAUAAAACCUGAAAGGUUUACACAAAAAUAAACCAAAAAAAAUUAAAAUUUUAUUAAGCUAACCUUAGUAAGAAGUGUCAUUUACUAAUGCAGGUAGCACUGAAAAUAUUCUAUUUGAACCGUUUGUGUGGUCAGUCAACCAGCACUUACGUUUUUAUUUGAUGCAAAGACAUAAGAUUGGAAUUAAUCUAAAAAAAAAAAAACCCAAAGCAUUACAACUCCAUCCUUUUAUACCUUCAUGUAAGACAUUCAAUGUCCUACAGGUAUUUCCAACCAAGAGCUAAACAACUGAACCGGGUAUUAUUUACAACCGUUGAUGGAAACUGUUUUGCAUCUUCCAGUAAUUAAAAUUUAAAAUAACUGUCAAUACUGUCAAACCUAGAAUGUGUUAUUAGAGCAUCUUUUCCUCCUUUACAGCAAACUCAA